CCAUUCUCUCAGUGACUACAAUUCAGAGAUUUUAUCUGAUCACUGUCGACUGCGGCGCUGGUUACGCCGUCACGUGACACUGAUCAGUUCGGCUGUAUUGGCCGCCAAGUCAAGGACCCCCCAAGCUUGAAUAAUAAUAAUCGUACAGAACAGAAGUGAGACAAAAAUAAACAAGCGAUAACAGCUGAAAGCCAUUGGUGUAUCGCCCUGGUUCCUCGACAGGACAUUCGCCCACAAUUUGGUUUGUCAUUUACUGUUCAUCCCUUACAAAUAAGUGAAGCUAAUUAUUGAGUUAUUGGGGUUCAUGAUGCCGAGCAACAAGAAAAAAACACGAUUUGCAAUCAAACAAAAUAAUGGCAAAACUCUGAGUCGAUCUGAGAAGUCAAGUGGACCUGAUUUAAUUAAUACUCUGAAUGACGAUUGCCUGGGGAGAGUUUUCAUGUACCUUGAUGUGUGGGACAGACUCAAGGUUCAGCAAGUUUGCAAACGUUGGAGGGAAAAUCCGCGGCUGGUCUGGGGUGACCUUCGAGUCCUGGACUCUGAGAAAUCUGGGCAGCUGGCUGGGAGCCUCUUGGACAACGCAGGUGUCGGGAGGAUCUUGAGACAAGGUGGAUUCUUCCUCAGAGAAUUAAAGCUCUUACAGCUCUGCACAAGUCUUAUUCUCCCAGUCGUUGCCAAGAAUUGCGAAAAUCUAACUACACUGGAGAUUGAGCUUCCCUACCACGACAUGAACAGCACCCAGUGGUUUCCGAAAAUGGAGAUGCUGAUGUACUUCAGGAUGCAGGCGAAUGCACUACAUUUCACCGACAAUUUCUUCCAGACUCUGCCGUACGAGAGUCUGACUGAGCUUCACCUCACCGUGUGCUCCACAGACGGUCAUACUCCAGCAUAUCUACCUCGUGCAGCUGCCAGUGCCAUCGAGAAACUCACAAAACUGACAGAUCUGACCCUGAGCCGCUUUGCCCUGACCCCUCAUCUGCUGGCAAGUAUAAACCAGAAUUCUAACUUAACAUUUCUGGCUCUCCCGAAUUGCUCUGUCAGACGAGGAUUCUCCCCUUUGAGUGGUCUCAUCAACCUUGAGUACCUCAACCUCUCCAAGAUUCAGGAAGUCACGGAUCAGUUUGUCAUUCAGAUCUCAGACACUUGCAAAAAACUGAAGACCCUGAACCUCAGUGACUGUUACAAUCUAACCGACAAUGGCAUCAGGGAUCUCCACAAUCUCCAGCUCGAGGACCUGCGCCUGAGCGGUGUCUACACCAUUACAGAUCGACCUUUGGCUCAGUUGCAUACCCUCAGGAAGUUGGAGUGUCAUGGCUGCAACAAUAUUGGAGACAAUGGAAUACUCACUCUCAUGCGAUCAGCUCCUAAUUUGGAGUUCCUGAAUCUGUGGAAAACUGCUGUGGGCUCGAAGGUACUGACAGAAGCAGCUGCUAUUAUCAGACAAAGGAAUAAUGACGUUCCAUUUCGCAUUUUUGCGAGUCCCAACGUGAGACCUACCAUCAACCAUGAAGACUGGUUUCCCUUUCUGAUUAUCAGUCAUCUCUCUCAGCUGAUUGAUUCAGGCAGCUCUGAUGACAGCAGUGACACUGAGGACGCUGAUGACAGUGAAGAUGAUGAUUAAUUUGGUCGAUAUGUACACACAACAAACUAUCGUGAUUAUCGAUUUAUUGCUGUUAAGAGGAGAUGUUGAGUUUAAUGUUCAUCUGGUUCGUACUUAUGUGAUGAUCAUUUCCCGAAAAAGACCUCACACGUAAUUUACUAAUUUAAAUUAAACACGUAAUUUACUUUUUUCGAGAAAAUUCAAGCUUCACAGGUCUUUAAAUCUCUAAACUUAUCGUGACAUUGUGACAAAGACAGAAAAAUGUAAUUGUUUGUGAGGAAUAAAAGAGCGGUUCUAAUGAUUCAUUA
Molecule: messenger RNA, 1908 nt
Organism: Diachasmimorpha longicaudata
Lineage: Eukaryota; Metazoa; Arthropoda; Insecta; Hymenoptera; Braconidae
Exons: 4
Coding region: 305-1621 (438 amino acids)
Cellular component (GO): cytoplasm
Molecular function (GO): protein binding
Source: RefSeq, a predicted model, not a curated record